AAGCAUUCAACACUGCAAAUGCAGCCAGCUGAUGGCGAGGCGAGCACCAGAGCAGGAAACCAGCCAAUACAGCCCUCCAGCAACGAGCGAUAGCACGCCAUAAAAUGGAUCGUGGUGGCAGAGGGGACAUGCAAUGGAUUGUGGGCAGAGGGGACAUGCAAUGCAGCCAAGGAUCUGCUUUAGAAGACGGAUCGAUAACUAACGAGAGACUUGAGCAUGGACCAGGGCGAGCAGUGCGGUGCCAGCCGGGAUUGCCGCGGCACAUUUGUUCGGACAGGAGACGGCGCACUGGCUCCGCAGAAACGACCGGCCCCUACUCUUGGCGGGCCAAAUAUCGCAAGAGCGCUUGACCGAUACCGCCCAUGCAAGCGGACGGCAGCGGAUGCAAGUGGAUGCAAGUGGAUGCAAGUGGAUGCAAGUGGAUGCAAGUGGAUGCAAGUGGAUGCAAACACAGGGCCCAAACAUCAGCGCUGCGCGGCGGAAAACAAACGGAGUAGUUGGUCGAGCCGUCAGCUUUUCGCUUUCCACUCCGUCCGUAUCAGUGCGUCGGCUUGCCCGCUUGCCCGCUUGCCCGCCUGUUUGCCGCCGGCUUGCGCAUCCGCUCAUCAUCCGUCGCGCACGACUCCACGACCACCAGCGCAGCGAUGCCUGCUGGGCGGACAUGGCCAUAUCCCAUCCAGGGCCGACUCGCCCGGCAAGUCUGUCCAGCAGCACUUGUCCAGCAGCGCCUGUCCAGCAUCGCUUGUUCGGCAAUUCCGUUUCCCGCCCCAUGUUUGCGCGCCAGGCUGGGUCGUUGUCCGCAACUCCCGCCAGAUCGGUUCGUUGGGUGCCGAGCGGGCACACCGCUCUGGUGAUCGAUAGGCCACACCAGUGGUCGGCCAUCGACACAAACUGUCCCUCGAGACCCAAGCCAGCGCAGCAUGCUCUGCAGCGGAGACAUGUCCGCCCGCGGAGUGUAUCCCCCGGUCGACCGUGCGAAACCACUCGCCGAUCCUCAGCCGUCUGUCGCCCAACCACCUCCGCCCGCCUAUCGACCCCUCUCCCUUCUUUCUCUGUCUCUCUGGUCUCCUUUCGCCUUUGCGAGGG
Molecule: messenger RNA, 1086 nt
Organism: Polychytrium aggregatum
Lineage: Eukaryota; Fungi; Chytridiomycota; Chytridiomycetes; Polychytriales
Exons: 2
Coding region: 217-861 (214 amino acids)
Source: RefSeq, a predicted model, not a curated record